AUGGGGUGGUUGGGCCCAGGCUGCAGGCAGAUAAGUUCGACCAUGGAAGAUGAGAUUCGGGUCCAAUCGCCCUCAUCUGUUCGGCGCCGUCGGAGAAAGAUCUCUAAUGCGUGCAUAGCCUGUCGCAAUCGCAAGUCCCGAUGCUCUGGGAGAAACCCCUGUGAGAGAUGCGUUAGUCGCAAGGUACCAUGUGUAUUCGAAGAAAAAGAGGCAAAAGCUACGGUUUCUGUCGAGUAUCUCGACGGGCUGCAUGCUCGGAUCAAGGCACUCGAGACUCAACUCCAAGGCACACAGAGCUCACGGACGGAGGGGCAAUUGUCUGUUCAUGGUGAUGCCGAAGAACAGGGAUCGCCAGAUCCUUCAUUCGAAAAUUCCCUCUCAGAUCCUGAGAAGCGACCGCCAGUUGCUGCCGCCUCAUACAAUCAAGACCCAGGAGAGACGUCCGUUAUACAUCGGCGCCUCGACUCAGAGGACUUGACAAACACUUUGGUCGCCUCGGAGCCCCAGAUCAAAGUUCAUCGAUAUGGACAUCCUGCCUAUCUUGGGCACAGCUCGACUCUCAGUUUCAGCCGAAACGUACGCAACCUUCUUCAACGAUCAUCACCUAUCGCAGACCCCGGGAGUGUCUCCGUAGAACGCCUGGACAUAUCCUACACGACGAACUUACCGCCGAUUGCACUUGAUCUGGCCAGCAUCCCACUACCAAGACUCUCAUAUGCCGAGUACUUAACCAACACCGUGGUGGCGCAUUUCGGAUCGCUCUACUCUCUCUUCGAGCCAGAAGCUUUUCUUCAGAAAUUGAGAGCAUUCUAUAGCGAACGUGGUAAAUGCCAACUUCCGGAUGCCACAUUGUGGCACCUCCAGAUGCUUCUUGUAUUGGCGUUUGGCAAGUCCAUACUAUCCAGAGAACACUGCGAGAAGGGACCAUCUGGAAUGGUUUACUUCACCCACGCGAUCGAGGCCAUGCCAGACAUUCGUAGGCUUUACGAACACCCUCUACUGUCAAUCGAGAUCCUCUGCUUGGCGGCUUUGUUCAUGCACGCAACCGACCUGCUGCAAGAGUCUUAUGUUACUAUAGGACAGGCUUUGCGCAUGUCUGUCACCAACGUUAUGAAUAAGCUCUUCCCUGAAGCUUUGCGACCACCGAAUGUCGAGUACCAGCGGAGACUCUGGUGGACGGUCUACUCAAUCCUGAUCUGGUCACCCAGCUCACAGAUGGCAGUUCUUUACGGGACACAUAGCCAGCAAAGAAACUUCCUUGUUGAGGUCAAAGCCAUUCUUUCGCGUCUUGCAGAGACCUCCUCCGUGCUUCGGGAACACCUGUACCUGGAUCUUCAACAGACAAGGGAGUCGGUCAAUCGUGAAGCUGCCACACUACAUUUGUUGCUUCACCAGUGUGUGAUUUUAACCGUCCGACCGGUCCUGUUUUCCCUGUUGAAGCCUCUUCUCAGCCCCGAUACACCCUCGUCAAGCAACCCGCAGCCUUUGUCUCCCGCCUUCGAAUCUAUGCUGAGGAUGUGCAUUGACUCGGCGAUACAUAUUCUUAAGAUAAUGUCGCUUCUGAAACAUCAGAUGAUGUGUGGUGAGCGUCAUCCACCAGUAAUCCCGAGGGUAUGCUCACUUUCCGCAGACAUCUUCUUGCCGUACGACAUCGACGCAGUAUUCUCAGCAGCUUUUGCUCUAAUAUUAGUCGACAUCAUCAGGCCUGCGAAUGAGCUUCUCUGGGAUCUACCUCAAGUCAUGAGCCUACUCGAUGAAUACGUCUCCAGGCACGUCGUCCCAGCACAAGCUUACCGGGCGGACCUGGUACAGCUCCUCGAGCUUCAUAAUAAGAUACGCGGCAGAGAUGGUACCCCUUUCUCAAAACUCGGUGAUGCAGGGGCUGUUAGACAAAACUCGAACCUCGCUGGAUAUGCUAUUGCUCAUCCCGGUCAGACUGAUGUGUCGCCCGAUCCUGUGUGGUCGCACAUCAGGAAUGGGGAUGACGGAUUUGUUCAGCCGCACCCAGAAGCUAUUCUAUCAGUUAUUGACGAUUUAGAUGUUGAGGGGGCGGACCUUUUGGAUACGACUUUGCUGGAUGGGGGCUGGAUGUGGGAGUUGGAUGAUCUCUCAACUGAUCCAUAG
This is a messenger RNA of Fusarium vanettenii 77-13-4, 2124 nucleotides long. RefSeq lists its product as uncharacterized. Gene Ontology annotation, cellular component: nucleus. The record is from RefSeq and is a predicted model, not a curated record. The transcript has 8 exons. Gene Ontology annotation, molecular function: DNA-binding transcription factor activity, RNA polymerase II-specific; zinc ion binding; sequence-specific DNA binding. The coding region runs from base 1 to 2124 and encodes 707 amino acids. NCBI's taxonomy places the organism in Eukaryota, Fungi, Ascomycota, Sordariomycetes, Hypocreales, Nectriaceae. Gene Ontology annotation, biological process: positive regulation of transcription by RNA polymerase II.